Messenger RNA from Acanthosepion pharaonis, 702 nucleotides. Lineage: Eukaryota; Metazoa; Mollusca; Cephalopoda; Sepiida; Sepiidae. The record is from the annotation of a GenBank genome assembly.
AUGACUUCUUCUUCUUCUUCUUCUUCUUCUUCUUCUUCUUCUUCUUCUUCUUCUUCUUCUUCCGUGUCUCUGCAAGAUCUGCUCUCGAUUUCAUUGUCUUCUUUUCCUUCUAUUAAUCAUGGGAUAAAAAUCUUUCUUUCUUUCUUUCUUUCUUUCUUUCUUUCUUUCUAUCUGUUUUUUUCUCCAUCUUCUCCAAUGUUCAACUAUUUUUUCCUUUUUUUUUUCUUUCUUUUUUUUCUUUCUUUUUUUUCUUUCUUUCAGUCUCGUCCACAUGUUAUACCAUUACUUUUUAUCUGUCUUUCUUUUCAAUUUUAUCCAAUGUUCAAAUAUUUUUCAUUCUUUCUUGCUUAUUUUUUUCUUCCUUCCAAUUUCGGCCACUGUUCUACCAUUUCUUUCUUUCUUUUUGUCUUUCUUUCUUUUUGUCUUUCUUUCUUUUUGUCUUUCUUUCGAUUUCGUCCACUGUUAUCCACUUCUUUCUUUCUUUCUUUUUCUUCCAAAGUUCAAUCAUUUUUCUUUCUUUCUUUAAAAUUCUUACAUUUAUUUAUUUUUUUAUUCUACUAUAUCCAUUUCUUUCUUUUAAAAUUUGCUGUAUUUGUUUCUUCAUUUCAUUCUCUUUUUUGUUAUUAUUUUCUUUUCUCCUUCUUUUUUAUUGUUUUUCCCCUCUCUUCCUUGUCUAUUUUCUUUACUCUUUUACCAUUAUAA